AUGGCCCGGCCAAGUUCAAUAUCGUGUAUUUCUUGUUUAUUACUUAUUGCUGGACUUUCUUUGCUGGGAUCAUGCAGCGAUUUGAUCAACGACGAUAUACCAUUAACGAAAUUAAGCCAAAAUGUCGGCUCUCCAACUUUGAAAGUACUUUAUUGUUAUUCAUGUGGAUACAAGAAAAUGUUUGAUCAGUAUGUGCAGAUUAUUAACCAGAAAUACCCACACAUAAACAUAGAUGGAGGCAAUUAUGAUCCCCCAGGACUUAGUUUGGCUAUUGCCAAGUUUAUUGGAAUAGCAAAGAUGUUAAUAAUAGUUUGUAUUAUUGGAGGAGUAAAUGUGUUUGAAUACUUGAACCAGCCAAGGCCGUCAUGGUGGGCAUGGUGCUUGGAAAACAAGUUGUACGCCUGUAUGAUGUUGUUUUUCUUGUGCAAUCUUCUAGAAGGGCAGUUGAUACAGUCGGGGGCUUUUGAGAUGACACUCAACGAUGUCCCUGUCUGGUCAAAACUAGAAACUGGUAGAGUGCCACAGCCAAGUGAGCUGUUCCAAAUUAUAGAUAGUCAUAUGCAGUUUACGGCGGAGACUAAGUUAGAGUUUAAUAAUUUCGCGAAAUAA
Messenger RNA from Brassicogethes aeneus, 609 nucleotides. NCBI's taxonomy places the organism in Eukaryota, Metazoa, Arthropoda, Insecta, Coleoptera, Nitidulidae. The record is from the annotation of a GenBank genome assembly.